AUGAGUUUCCUGGUUGAAAAAGCUCAAGAAUUUGCCGACAAAGGAAUUUGGGAGGCUUUCAAUGCUAUUUUGGCCGCUCUGAUCUAUGGAAUUGUGAUGUUUCCCAACAUUCACAAGUUCGUUGAUUUGGCUGCUGUAUGUCUUUUUAUGGACAAGAAUCCAAUACCCACCCUAUUGGCUGACACAUAUUAUUCCAUUCACUCUCGGCAUGGUAAAAGAGGGGCUAUUAGAGGUUGCUUGCCGCUGUUAUAUAAAUGGUUCAAAUCUCACUUGCCUGCUAGUGGUCCGUUUGUUACCUCUACUCAGAAAUGUUCUCAGAGAAUCAUGGGACUUACUGCAAACGAUAUCGUAUGGUAUCAAUUCCGAACAGGCAUAUCUGAAGUCAUUAUUAGGUGCGGAAACUUUGGUAACGUCCCGCUCAUUGGGACAAAAGGAUGUAUUAAUUACAACCCAAUUCUAGCCCUUCGUCAGCUGGGUUAUACCAUGAAGAGUGGGCCUUCGGAUAGGGAGAUUUACCAAUCUGUGUACUUUGAGAGGGGAGCUGACCCUGUAGCGCUUGAGGAAAUCAGGAAAGCCUGGAAUAACAUUCAUAUAGGUGAGAGAUCCACUCUGGGAGCCAAGAAUGCCAUUGCUAUGGAGCCCUAUACCGAUUGGGUUAAGGAGAGAGUCAAGACACUUUUGUUACCAUUCCCGAGGGUCCCUCUCUUGUAUGCACAACCUCCGAAGAUAUCAGAAACUAUGGUAUCAAGAGAACGUUUUGACCAGGUCCGCGUCGCCAAUUUGAGACUGAAAGAGAAAGAUAGGGAUAUGGAUUUGAAGCGCUAUUUCCUUAAACAGACAAAGAAUGAACUGGCCCGUGAACUUAAAACUCUCAAAGGAGAGUCUUCUCAAGCCAGGAAGAGAGUUAGAACUGAAAAGGACGGAAAAGCUGUUGUUGCUCCUACUGAAGACCCUCAAAAGGUUAUAGAAAAGGCUAUAAAGGAAGAAAAAGAGAAGCUCAGACGAGAGUAUCAAGAAGACCUGAAAGCCCACAAGCUCCGACUGGAGAAAGAAACCAAAUCACCACCAGAUUUGUUGGAUGGGGUCUCUAUUGCUCUUUAUAUUGAAACAUUGUUAUGUGUGUUUGAACCUACUCGCCUUAGGGGGCUAUUAUGA
Vicia villosa (hairy vetch) is the source of this 1155-nucleotide messenger RNA. RefSeq lists its product as uncharacterized. The transcript has 2 exons. Lineage: Eukaryota; Viridiplantae; Streptophyta; Magnoliopsida; Fabales; Fabaceae. The coding region runs from base 1 to 1155 and encodes 384 amino acids. The record is from RefSeq and is a predicted model, not a curated record.